This is a messenger RNA of Beta vulgaris subsp. vulgaris (sugar beet), 1184 nucleotides long. Its product is annotated as glycine-rich cell wall structural protein. The coding region runs from base 142 to 936 and encodes 264 amino acids. The transcript has a single exon. Lineage: Eukaryota; Viridiplantae; Streptophyta; Magnoliopsida; Caryophyllales; Amaranthaceae. The record is from RefSeq and is a predicted model, not a curated record.
UCAACCGUUCCAAGCUUUCACUAAUACAGCUUGUGGAGUCUCUUGAUCAAAACUUUGCUAUAUAAUACCCUCAAUUCAGCACUCUACUUAACUACUUGUCAUCCCUACUCAUCUAAGAAAAAUCCUAAUCACAAUACAAAUAUGACUUGUAGUAAGCUGAUCCUUUUUUUGGUCCUUGGUGCAGUAGUAUGCACUACUGGGGCUAGGAAGCUAGCAAGUACCUCUAAUUCUUUCCAAGAUGAGAAAUUCCUCUUUGGUCACCACGGUGGAGGCCUAGGCGGAGGUGGUGGCAGCGGAUUUGGUGGUGGAGCUGGUGGUGGCCUUGGUGGUGGUGGCGGUGUUGGAGGAGGAGCCGGUGGUGGUCUUGGAGGUGGUGGUGGCGGAGGACUUGGUGGUGGUGGCGGUGUUGGAGGUGGUGCUGGUGUUGGAGGAGGAGCUGGUGGCGGUCUUGGAGGUGGCGGAGGACUUGGUGGUGGCGGCGGUGGAGGGCUCGGUGGUGGGGCUGGUGCAGGUGGUGGUGCUGGGUAUGGAGGUGGAGCUGGAGCAGGUGGUGGACUAGGUGGAGGAGCAGGUGGCGGUGGUGGACUUGGUGGAGGACUUGGAGGUGGUGCUGGUGCUGGUGGUGGAUAUGGUGGAGGAGCAGGUGGCGGUCUUGGUGGAGGACAUGGAGGUGGUGCUGGCGCUGGUGGUGGAUAUGGUGGAGGAGCAGGUGGCGGUCUUGGUGGAGGACAUGGUGGUGGUGUUGGUGCUGGUGGUGGAUAUGGUGGAGGAGCAGGUGGCGGUCUUGGUGGAGGACUUGGAGGUGGUGCCGGUGCUGGUGGUGGAUAUGGUGGAGGAGCAGGUGGUGGUGGAGGACUUGGAGGUAGUGCUGGCGCUGGUGGCGGAUAUGGUGGAGGUGCUGGUGCUGGUGGUGGGUAUGGACAUGGAUUUCCUUGAGCACGUACAACUCCUUUACAUAAAGUACUACAAACCCUAGAAAUCUACCACAUUAUAAUUAUUAUUAUUAUUUCGCACUUGAUUUCUUUCACCUGAGUUACGUUCGUCUAGGAUGGUAGUAGCAAGCUUCCCUAGAUCCUAAGUGGUUAUACACGAACUUAAUUUGCAACAUGUACCGAUGAUAAGUACUACUAGAGUGUUUGAUUUAUAAAUGAAUUAAUCAAUAUUCAAGAAUAAUCUUUGCCUUA